Dentiscutata heterogama is the source of this 323-nucleotide messenger RNA. NCBI's taxonomy places the organism in Eukaryota, Fungi, Glomeromycota, Glomeromycetes, Diversisporales, Gigasporaceae. The record is from the annotation of a GenBank genome assembly.
AAGCAGGUCUUCUAGUAGUUGCUUCUUUUUUUGAUCCAAAUUCAGGUGUACCGAAAUCUACUUACUAUAAAGAAAUUGCUAAGAUUUUAGAAACCAUAAUAAUACAAAAUUCUACCUUAUUCCAAAUAGAAUUUUGCUAUUCAUCAAUUAAAGAUGCUAUUAAUUUAAAAUCAUAUUUAGAAAGAUAUAAUAUGCAAGAAACAUUAUUAAAAAUUGAAAAUAGCAAUAUUCAAGAACAAAUAAUAUUAUUAAGAAAAGCACCACACUUUCCUUCUGAUAUUUUUCCUAAUGAACAAAUUAUACAAACAUUAAAAAAAAAAUAA